AUGGCUUCAACAACAACUGAUGAUCCUGCGACAUCAUCAUCAUCAUCAAGUUUUGAAAAACGUCUUACACUUGUUAAUAGUACUCAAGAAAGUGUUCAAACAUUAUCAUUAUGGAUUUUAUAUCAUCGUUCUCAAUAUGAACAUUUAAUCAAAACAUGGUUUAAAGUUUUAAAAAAAUCAAAACCAUUACAUCGUUUAACAUUAUUUUAUGUUGCUAAUGAUGUUAUACAAAAUGCUAAAAAACAUAAUGCAUUAGUUUACCAACAAGCAUUUAAACCUUUUCUAAAUUCUUCAAUGAUUUAUGUUAAAGAAAAUGCAAUUAAAAAAAAAGUUCAACGUAUACUUGAAAUAUGGCGUGAACGUGGUGUUUAUGAUGAAGAUUUUAUUGAUGAAUUGUUAAAAAAAUUAGUUGGUACUGAAGUUUAUGAAAAAGAUAAAGAAGUAACUCGUGUUAUUUCUGAAUUUCAACCAAAAUCAUUAUGUGAAUCAUUGAUACGUUUUAAACAACUUGAAGGUGAAACACUUGUUAAAGAACAAAUGAUAAAUAAUGAUUUAAAACUUAUUGAUGGAAUGUCAAUUGAAAAUGUUCGAAAACUGAAAGAUAAAACAUCAACUGAUGCAUAUUAUAUUGAAUAUGAAAAUAGUCGAGAAAAAUUUCAAGAAUAUGUUCGAUAUUUUGAACGUCUUUUAGAAGAACGUAAAACAAUUAAACAACAUUGUAAACAAGCUGAAAUUUUUUAUGAUGCACAAUAUCAAGAUGCUAAUAUUGUUGUUGAAGCAUACAAAAAUUUUGGUGAUAAAGUAGCAACAUUAAAAAAAAAACUUGAUAGUUUAAUAAGAGAUUUACCUGAAACUGUAUCACCACCAUCCGCAGAUAAUGUGCCAUCACCAGGAAAUACUCCUCCUGAUUAUCGUCAAACUGAUAUGGAUUUAUCUGAUAAUGAAGAAAAUAAUUCAAAAUCUCCAUCAGAUCGCACCGCAAUUGUACGAACAACACGUGCUGAUCCUCGUCAUCAUCGUAAACAUGUUCAUCAUCGUCAUCAAUCAUCUCAACAAUAUUUUGAUGAUGCUGAUGAACGAUCAAAUAAAGAUAAUUCAAAUUUAUCACCAUUAGUUAAUGGUGAAAAUAACACAACAUUACAACAAACACCAAUGAUUGAUGUUAAUUUAAUAACUGAUUUACUGAUACAACAUUCACAAUCAACCGGUUUUGAAAAAAGUCUUGAAAUGCUUACACAAACAUUACGGCAACUUACAGAUCCAAAUGCAAUACCACCGACGACAACAACAACAACAACAACAACAACAGCAACUUCUUCACAACCAUCUAAUCAACUUCCUCGAACAAAUCCGUUUGAAAAUCUACUUAUGAAACGGCUUCAACCAUCAAUUCCUCAAACAGUUCUACCACCACCACCGCCCGUUUCAUCACAAGUUUGGUUUAAUUCAACAACUCCUCAAACAUUUUCAUCGUCGGUUCCACCAUUUUUUCCUCUUUCUGGUCAGCAACCACCGAAUGUACCUAUGGAUUUUCAUUCUCUACAACAAUAUCAAAAUCAACGAAACUAA
Molecule: messenger RNA, 1569 nt
Organism: Rotaria sp. Silwood1
Lineage: Eukaryota; Metazoa; Rotifera; Eurotatoria; Philodinida; Philodinidae
Source: the annotation of a GenBank genome assembly